AUGUCUCUCCAAGGCGAACUCACAACGUUUCCCUGCAACAACUUCAUCUACCCCAUCUUCACCUCUGGCGACCUCGCCUCCGAGAGGGCGGUGCUCUUCAUUGGCGGUCUGACGAAUGGGAUUGGGGGGGUGGCUUUUACUUAUCCGCUUAGUGAGGCCCUCAAGGGCGCGGGGUGGAGACUGCAAGUGCUUUCCCUCAGUGUCUUCGUCCAGUUUCACUGGAGCUCGGCCUUUGGCGGGUAUGGCACAGGAAGCUUGGACCGUGACCGAGAAGAGAUGCAAACUAUCGUCAAGCACCUCAAAUCCAAGGAGCUGAUGAGGUCAAUAGGCGUCAAGACAGUCGUGAUCAUGGGCCACUCUACCGGCUCCCAAAACGUCAUGCACUACCUCUCCUCCCCCUCCAACGCGGACCCCUCGGCCGAUAUCCACGUCGUCGGCGGUAUCAUGCAAGCUUCCGUAUCCGACCGUGAAUUCUGCAAGGACUACAAGCACUACAACGACACCCUUCCUCUCGCUCAGCAAUGGAUCAAAGAAGGCCGCGGGGAUGAUAUCUUGCCAAAGGCGUUUUGUGACAAGGCAGGGUUUGGGGAUGUACCGAUGUUGAUGAGUGCUUAUCGCCUUCAUUCUCUUAUCGGUAUCGGAGGCGACGACGACUACUUUUCCGCCGACAUCCCCUCCGACCCCACUCCUCCCUUCACGCACUCCCUCUCCUCCUCCUUCGGCGCCCUCACCACCCCCGCCCUCGCUCUCUACGCCGAAGGCGACGCCAAAUACCAGGUCGCCCAUCCUACUGAGCUUUUGCCGAAAUGGGCCGAGGCUGCAAAGGGGAAGCUGCAGUGGAGGAUUUUGGGGGGGGCGAGCCAUGGGGUGGAGGAGCAGGGUCCGCAGGGGGUGCUUUGUGAGGAGGUGUUGAAGUUUGUCAAGCAGUUUGAGUAA
Cryptococcus wingfieldii CBS 7118 is the source of this 936-nucleotide messenger RNA. RefSeq names its product dolichol-phosphate mannosyltransferase. The transcript is spliced from 4 exons. The coding region runs from base 1 to 936 and encodes 311 amino acids. The record is from RefSeq and is a predicted model, not a curated record. NCBI's taxonomy places the organism in Eukaryota, Fungi, Basidiomycota, Tremellomycetes, Tremellales, Cryptococcaceae.